CAGUUCUUCCAGCAAUUACAUACAAAAUGAAGACUUUAAAAAUUGUAUUUGCUUUGGCAUUGGCCUGUUUGGCUAAGGUUGAAGCAAGUCCUUGUGACACAUGUAACGGAUAUCCAUAUCUUCAAGAACUUUGUUUUGCACCACCACCACCACCACCACCACCAUGCUUACCAGUACCUCCAUGCCCACUGCCACUACCUAUUCCACUCCCUUGUUUACCACCUCCACCACCACCAUGCUUACCAAUACCUCCAUGCCCUCUGCCACUUCCUCUUCCACUCCCUUGUUUACCACCUCCACCACCACCAUGCUUACCAAUACCUCCAUGUCCUCUGCCACUUCCUCUUCCACUCCCUUGUUUACCACCUCCACCACCACCAUGUUUACCAAUACCUCCAUGCCCACUUCCACUUCCACUUCCACUUCCUCUUCCACUCCCUUGUUUACCACCACCACCACCACCACCAUGUCCAUUGCCACUACCUCUUCCACUCCCUUGUCUGCCACCACCACCACCACCACCACCAUGUCCUCCAUGUGCUCCACCUCCAGCGUUGAUACCAGUACCUCUAGCACCUCUGCCAUGUUUCUCUAUUCCACCAUUAUGUCCACCUUGUCCACCAUGUCCACCACCACCACCACCACCACCAUGUAUACCACCGCCUUGCUUCUGUUAAUACAGGUUACCCCAUAUUGUUGAUUGAUGUCAUAUUUUUUCUGUUUUAUAUUGUAUAAUUUUAUACCCAUCUACUUUAUAUAAAAACUAAAUAAUAUUCUCUGAAAAUGUUAUAAUCAAAAAAUACUGUUAAAUACUAAUUAACUAAUAUAAAUUAUAUAAAUAUACCUAUUGUACCUAUACGUUGGAAAAAAUAAAAGAUUUAUUAAAACCAA
Messenger RNA from Aphis gossypii (cotton aphid), 891 nucleotides. RefSeq lists its product as uncharacterized. NCBI's taxonomy places the organism in Eukaryota, Metazoa, Arthropoda, Insecta, Hemiptera, Aphididae. Bases 27 to 677 code for a protein of 216 amino acids. The record is from RefSeq and is a predicted model, not a curated record. The transcript is spliced from 2 exons.